Effrenium voratum is the source of this 1488-nucleotide messenger RNA. NCBI's taxonomy places the organism in Eukaryota, Dinophyceae, Suessiales, Symbiodiniaceae. The record is from the annotation of a GenBank genome assembly.
AUGAGCCAGACGCUGAAGGCGCCGCACGAGGAGCUGCCAGCGAAGCAGCCCCGGAACGAGGAGUCGCGGGAGGAGGGGGACGUGCUCGCAGGCGGACCCCGGGGCCGAGAGGCCGGGGUCAGCGGGGCGGAUUGGUCCCGGCAGGGCCUCACUGAAGCCAUGGCCAGGAGCCCCCACCGCGCGCUGCCUCCCUCGCGGGCGCCGUGGGCAGAUGGGUGCCAUCGCAUCUGGCGCAAGCAGCACAAGAAGUGCAAAGACCAGACAGACGAAACUAGCGAGUGGUAUCGCCACAAGCGCCAUGUGCUGGUUUUUACCUACAGCGGCAAGCCGGUCUAUUCGCGCUACGGGGAGGAGGAUGGGCUCAGCGGAACCACUGGAGCUCUGUCGGCCAUUGUGUCGAAAAUGGCCAAGUUCUUCUUCACCAACGGCGCCUCUUCUGCGGACUGCUUGAGGUACAUGUUGGCGGGCGAGCACGUCUUCGUGUUCUUGGAGAAGGGCCCCUUGUGGCUGGUGUGCUUCUCCAGCAGUGGGGACACCUACGCAGACAUGGUGAGCCUCCUCGAGCACGUGCACCAGCAGAUCAUCACCAUCCUCACUGCGGGCAUCGAGAAGACACUGCUGAACCGGCCGAAUUACGACAUGAGGGGGUUGCUGGGAGGCACUGAGCACGUGGUGAACAACAUGAUCCGGUGGUGCGUGCAGGACAUGACCCUCCAGUGCGAGGGCUUCGAGCCCUUGGUGGUGGCCCCCGCCACCCGCGCCGCCGCGCUGGAGGCGCUGAAAAACGCUCGGCUGCCCAACGUGCUCUUCGCCUUCCUGAUGGCCGGGCACAGGAUCCUGGCGGCGGUGUCCAACAGGCAAUAUCGCUUGAGUGCCUCAGAUCUAGGCAUGGUGGUGAACAUCAUCAUGUCCUCCGCCUCGCUACGCACGGGCGAGUCCUGGACUCCGGUGUGCUUGAGCCAGUACAACGACAAGGGCUUUGCGUACGCCUACAUCUCCUUCCUGGAAGGCUCGGAGGUGGGGGUGGUGUUCCUGUCCACCGCCUCGGACGGGGAGCAGUUCUACGCCAUCUCCCAGCAAGCCGCCGCGGUGAAGGAGGCCCUGCGGCAGCCGGGGGUGUUGGAGUGCAUCGACGAGGCGGUGGCUGUGAGCCCCAUCGACCUGGCGGAGAAGGCGAGCUCACCUGCCGCAAGUCCAGGUCCACUGCCACUCCGACGAUCGCUCUUGGUGCCAAGCACGGGCCAGUGGCAGCUGCUGGAGGGCGUGAUACAUGCUGCGUACUACGUCCCCGGGCUGCAGCAGUACUUCUCCUCGCGGGUGGCUGAGUCCUACCAAUCCCGGCACCGGGUGAAGAUGCUCUUCCGGAGCUACGGGCGCUGCCGUCAGCUGCUGCGGGGUGCCAAGGUGCCGUGCCAGAUCUGUGUGGCCACUGACCACGAGUGUGGGGCCUGGGUUUGGAGCAGCCAAGCCGGCCUUUUGGGCCCAUAA